Molecule: messenger RNA, 1188 nt
Organism: Haliaeetus leucocephalus (bald eagle)
Lineage: Eukaryota; Metazoa; Chordata; Aves; Accipitriformes; Accipitridae
Gene: CATSPER3
Product: cation channel, sperm associated 3
Exons: 8
Biological process (GO): monoatomic ion transport; transmembrane transport
Cellular component (GO): membrane
Molecular function (GO): monoatomic ion channel activity
Source: RefSeq, a predicted model, not a curated record
AUGGUGGUGGAGUGGCUGAAGAAGAGGAGAAAGGACACCAAGUUCUGUCCCUCUCUGCGCAGGCUGCUGGGCAGCCACAAAUUCACAACGCUCGCGAUCUGCAUCAUCUCCAUCAACGCCAUCUCCCUGGCUGUGGAGACCACCUCCCGCUGCCGGUGGUGCUGGGGUACCUUUUUCGAGGUCACAGAUGCCUUCUUCGUCGCUGUUUCCACCACCGAGCUUUUGCUGAAGCUGUAUGCAGCCCCCAUCACCUGCUGGAAGAGCGGAUCCAACAUCUCAGACGCUGCCAUCCUCCUCAUUGCCUUCCUCCCACACGUCUUGCCCGUGGACAUCACCCCUCGUACGCACCCGGAGGGGACGACCAAAGAGACUCUUGGCCACACGGUACAGACAGUGAUGUAUGCCCUUAUCCUGCUAUUCCUGCUGAUGUUCGUGUUUGCCAUUUUGAGACGUGGAUGGUAUGGAGAUCCCAAAACUGGAGACGCUGAAAGCUGGGGCAGCUUGAAGGCUGCCUUCUUCACGCUCUUCAAUUUAGUAACCGUUGAUGGUUGGACAGACUUACAGCGUGAGGUGGAUCAUUAAGGGUUUACGAGCAGCCACGUGUUCAUAGUCAUGUUCAUCUUGCUGGGCAACUUCAUCAUCUUCAAUAUAUUGAUUGCACUUCUGAUUACCAGAACCCAGGUCAUACGAACUCUGUGCAUUGAGUCUGUGAGCGGUGCUCGGGGACUCACUCGCAUCCCUGUGGUUUGGCAUUGGCAGGACUUGACUCAGAAGUAUGAACAGGACUGCAAAGCAGCGAAGGCGGCUGCUGUUUGGGCCAAGAAACAGAAGAUCCUGAAAAAGGAGGGGAAGAAUGUGAGCAACCAAGUCACGCUGGAGCAGCACAAAAUCACUCAAGGUGAAGAUUUCAGCGAGCUGCUGGACGACAUCAAAAAGACUUUGCGCCACUUCAAUAUCAUCAUUACAGAGGGUCUUUGUUUUACCAUCCCAUUUAUUGAUCUGUAUUUGCCGUUCCUGGACCUCCAGGAUGACACACUGAACAGCUUCUUCCCCGUGUGUGACUUGCAAGGACUCAGCAAAGGCUCCCUGGGCAUCCCGGUCCUCGGCUCCCUCUGCGGCACCUGGGAGCAUAACUCCACGCACUUCCAGACUUGCCUUGCCAGUCUUUGCCACCUUAUGGUCCGCUGA